Molecule: messenger RNA, 2710 nt
Organism: Vigna umbellata (rice bean)
Lineage: Eukaryota; Viridiplantae; Streptophyta; Magnoliopsida; Fabales; Fabaceae
Product: F-box protein At2g26850-like
Molecular function (GO): protein binding
Source: RefSeq, a predicted model, not a curated record
ACCAUAGCCGCCCAUGUAUUUUUUUUCUUUCUAAAAUAAAUAAAUCAUUCUCUUAUCCAUUUUUACCUAUAAACUGUUUGCUAAAUUGCCCCAGAGACAAAGCAGUACGAGGCUGGGGAUCCCUUGAAUAUAGAGCAUAAAUGGUAUGUGGUGAGGUGAGGUGAAGGGCAAGGAGGUGGAGGAGAGGACCUACCCACCUACCCACCGUACAACACCCCUCUUCCCUUCUUCAAUAUUCAUCUCCACCAUCACUACCACCAUUAAUACCUUUUAAUCAAUCCUCUUCUGUUCAUGUGCACACCACCCCGAGAAUUGUUGUCCUUUGGCCUUCUUUUGUUUCCAUUUUCUUGGGGUGUGUGGACCAAUUACUGCGUCAAUUGCAACUACAACGGAUCUGUUAUAGGAACAAAAUAUUCCCAUAACAGGAUUAAUUAUUCAAUUGCCCCAGAGAUUCUUUAGAUAUGGGUCUUUGCAUCUAGACUUAUCUUCAUCUUUGUUCUGUUUUUUUUUUUCCUAUCGUUCUUGUCUUGCUAAUCCCAUUUUCCAGGUGUCAAAAACCCUGUUACAGAUCUUGGUGCCCCACCUUAUUUAACUUCCUCGCUUCAACUCCUUCAUAGGACCCAUUGCUAUAGAUUCAAUCUUUCAUUGAAUGACAGCUGUUAACUUCGUAUGUACGCUUGUGCUCCUUUUUCCUGUUGUAAGCCAAUAAGAGGGAGAAAACUGUUUCAUAGGCUUGUUUAAUCUUUUUCUUUUCUUUCUUUUCUACUCUACAUAGUAGCAUAACAGUGGUUCAGGCUUUCAAGUCAAGGCAAUUUCCACCCAAGUUCGUCGGUCUGCGUGGUUGUGAAUCUUGUUCAAACUUUGGGUAGAAGGCCCACCAUUGGGGUUUUGGUGGGGUUUCUUUGAACCAAAAUAAAAGCCAUCUUUAAAAGGUGUUUGAAGAUACCAACUUCGCUUCAGUUUUGGUUAAUAGUGAGGUUUCUUCUUAUAAGCUAUUGCCUUUCCGCAAUUGGGUUCUCCACUGACUCUAUCUACAGUCUAGCCUGCCUCUCUCUCUCUCUCUCUCUCUCUCUCUCCCUCUCAUCACAUAUGCCAAAUCCAAUUUUGACCCGUAAAAAACUUUCAAUAUUCUAAUGCUACUUUACUUCAUCACUUGCAUCUCCUUCUUCUUGUUUUUAAAGUCCCUCCUUCUCAGACCUCUCCCAUCAUGGGCAACUGAGAUGCGGUUGCUACUCCUUUUGUUUUCUCAAGAGUUGUCUGUGAGAACAAUCUCCAAGCUGUUCAGAAACCGCUUCUGGCUUGGAUUUGUUUGUCAAAUACCUGCAGGAAUGUCUCUGGUGAGGAAGAGCCUGACUUCAAGAGUAGAGAAUGUUGAGGAAAGCCAUGGCAUGUCAGUUUUGGAUUUGCCUGAGUUGGCCUUGGAUUGCAUUCUUGAAAGGCUACCUCCUUCUUCACUGUGCCAAAUGGUUGCCGUUUGCCGCUAUUUGAGGGAGAGAUGUGUGAGUGAUCACCUUUGGGAGAGGCACAUGAAGCAGAAGUGGGGUAGUGUUAUUGGUCCUGCUGCUUACAGGGAGUGGAAGUGGCAUGUUGCUUCCAAAAGGAAUGUUGGGGGUCUUAAACAUGGCAGGCAAAGGGGCUUGAUGAGAUUUUGGUCUCUUCGUUGGCCUUUGCAAUGGAUGAGACCAAAGGUUGAUGAAAAUAAUAGCCUCAAGCAGAGGACUUCUUUACCUGUUGACUCAAUCAUGAACUGGUAUCUUGCUAUUGAGUCGGGCAACUUUUGUUUACCUGCUCAGGUCUAUAACCGUGAGAAUGGUCAUGUUGGAUUCAUGUUAUCUUGCUAUGACGCUACAAUUAGCUAUGAUCCACGAACUGAUACUUUCCAAGCCAGGUAUCCUCCGCAUGGAAGAAGAGCAGAUGCUAAAGAGUGUGGCAUCCCAUGGGAAAGGCUAAGAGCCCCUCCUAUUGAUGCUUCUCCACAUGAUCUUCAUGUCUCCGACUGUUUAAAUGAUUUGUAUCCGGGUGAUCAUAUAGAGAUUCAGUGGAGGAGAAAAAAAGAAUUUCCUUAUGGUUGGUGGUAUGGUGUUGUAGGCCACCUGGAGUCAUGCAAUGGGAGUGAAAAUUAUUGCCGAUGUCACAAAAGUGACACUGUGGUGCUAGAGUUUAAUCAUUACACACCUGGCUCACGAUGGAGGCAGACAACUGUGAGUAGGAAAGACCAUAGGGAGGAGGGAAAUGAGGCUGAUGGAUUUUAUGGAGGAAUAAGAAAGAUUAAGAGUGAGGCUGAGAUUGCCAUUUGGAAACGCCUUUGGCCAUCUGAAGUCUUGGAUUAGUAGGCACUGGAUCUGAUCAAAUUCUCUUCAACUUAGCAUGAUUUUAUAGAAGCUGUCUCAGCAACUGAAGCAUUGACUGGUUCUGCUUUAUACAUGCCAAUAUACAAACAUGAAGUGGACUUUCAGAUAUUUAGGCCAACCCGAUUUCUUCUUCUGUCCUUUGUCACAUUUUUUCAUGAGAAAAUUUAUGCAUAUUGAUGUGCUUUCCCUCAUUGUAAAUUGCUCAUUUACGCACAAAUGUAGAAUAUUCAUUCCACUAUAUAUAGAAUCUAGCUGAUAAUCUCAAAUUAGUACCUUUGAACUGAUACUAAAACAGCUUCCAUCGCAAUCAAGUUAAGGCAUUAUUCAUAUGCAAACAAUUAAUUUAUUAUAUGCAUAAA